Messenger RNA from Aspergillus vadensis CBS 113365, 769 nucleotides. RefSeq lists its product as uncharacterized. Lineage: Eukaryota; Fungi; Ascomycota; Eurotiomycetes; Eurotiales; Aspergillaceae. Bases 184 to 717 code for a protein of 177 amino acids. The transcript has a single exon. The record is from RefSeq and is a predicted model, not a curated record.
AAGAACAAAUUAUGCAGAUCCUUGCUUAUUCCGUGUAGAUGGAGGGAGGUGUAUACGAGAAGAUGCUAGAUCCAUCAAAGUUUAAAGGUUUUCAAGGGGUGUUUGCUAUUUGGUUCGUUUUACUGAACCAGGAAUCUGGGGUAAAGCACUAAAGCCACGAAAGGUUGUACCUCGGAGAAGGCCAUGUCUAAAUUGGGUAUCUUUCGGACGAGAUGGCGAAGCACAAAUAUAGAAAGUGUAGGAGACGAGAGGGGGAGGGGGGAAAAGGGAGUAGGAAUUGACAGUUCCAGGGAAGUUAGACGAGGGAGAGCAGACGAACCAUGUGACUCCUCUCCCUUCCCAAAUACCGGACCACCAGCCACAGUCUUGGCUGGGCUCGGCUAUUGGGAGACCCGACGAACCAGCCGGGGAACCAGAGCAGCGGGUAUUCGGUACGCUGAAGUAUGCGCCCAGGCUUACUAUGGAGUAGGUCUGGUACCUGCUGGGAGACCCUUAACACCGCCCGGACCCCCCCGCGGAGUUAGGGUCAGCCGGACGAGAGGCCCAAGCCUGCAGAGUUGCCAGAGGCGCCGCCGCUGUAAUGCCAGGUUCCCCCGAAAUUCAGGCAGGCAGGCGGGUUCAACCCCGGACUCUUCCCAAGUCCGUCCCAGAACUCUACUAGUUCUGUCUCUUCCAACCCCCCCCCCCCCCAAACUCCUCCAUCAUCCAAUAAUCUAGUCCCUUCUUUUUCUUCGCUUCUUUCCUCUUCUCUCCGCUCGCUCCGUCGCUU